AUGGCCGCCGUUUCCCAGAGCUCCAGCACAAAUGUUGCCGAGCUGGCGAUACGUGUGAACACCAAAGGCAGCGCAAGCAACCAUGGAGCAUUCGGUUCAGGGGAUGAAGUCGCAGGAGAGGUCGAGGUCAGCACGCGUGACGAGGCCCGCAUCGAGACCGUGAGAGUAUACCUCACGGGAAAGGCACGGACACGUGUCGAACACAUCGUCUGGGCCAUGCCGUCCAUCAUGAAAAAACGGCUGCUGAGGAUGCACCAAACCAUCAGACCAUCGGGUGACGACGCGGCGUUGCCUGCACAAGGCAAACGCACAUUCCAGUUCAGCCUCACCAUUCCACAUGGGCUCCCUGAAACCCAUUGUCUAUGUCCCCCAAUGAACGACGACGACCAUCUGCAAGUUCCACCAACCAUGGGCGGAUGGCACAGAUGGGAACACGACGGAGAGAUCCUCAGUGACCCAACACCCGACAUGGUUGAGGUAUGCUACAAAGUCACCGCAAUAGCGACGCUCAAGGACCCCGAAGGCCGAUCCACCACGGCGGAAACAGCUCAGCGGAUCUGCAUUGUCCCAAGUUUCCCGGAAGCCCCACCGCAGUUUUCAAGCAGCUAUCGCAUCCGCGAAGAGAGCAUCGUCAAGCGGAACAUUCUAUCUAAUAGACUAGGCUGUUUGGUCAUGGAGGCGCAGCCGCCAAGCGCGCUCAAAGGGAUCAAGUCCGGCAACGCCGUUUCCUGCAGAGUGCUCGUGCGGUUUGACCCCGCAUCCCACGAGUGGGGGCCUCCGCCGGCCGACGGCAUCAUGCGGAAAAUCCACGUCACGACGAUAUACACAUCGGGGGCCGCCCUUGCUGCCGACAACUCCGACGGGCAGGAGCGCUCAUAUACGGACGCAAUAUCGUUACCUCCAUUCAACCUCAGCGGCGUGCAGUGGCUGAAGAAGUAUCCCGGCUGGGAGCACAUGCAGCUGUCGCACGGCCGCAUGACGCCGUCGGAGGUCAUUGCGCCGUCGGCGGGCUACGUUGGCGGAGUCUACUACCUGCUGAAGCUCUCGAUUCCCGUCGAGUUCCCGGCCGGCAAGAUACUCGUGCCCACGUUCCGCUCCUGUCUGGUGUCGCGGACCUACGAGCUGGAAAUCUCGCUUUCUCUCUCUUCAACAGCGCCUAUAUCCGUGCGUUUUCCGCUACAGAUCUGUACAUAG
Molecule: messenger RNA, 1194 nt
Organism: Lasiodiplodia theobromae
Lineage: Eukaryota; Fungi; Ascomycota; Dothideomycetes; Botryosphaeriales; Botryosphaeriaceae
Product: Arrestin domain-containing protein
Exons: 2
Coding region: 1-1194 (397 amino acids)
Source: RefSeq, a predicted model, not a curated record